AUGGACAACGGAUAUGAGCCCCUCUCGUCGGACUGCGUAAAUGCUACGGUGCGACUGGAAGACUUGGAUUUCGAUGAGUUGGAGCAAGUAGAUGAACAGAUUACGGAUAAGGGAAAGCGAAAGGCGAUAGAGCACGACGAAGACGAUUAUUCCGGUUCCCUGCCGUCCAACGAUUUGCACCACUGGAAAGUUCGAGAGCGUCAUGCCCGAAAAGAGCUAGAUAGCGCGAGGCUUGUUUUUCAUGGUGUACAACACCACCUGCCACCUCAGGUGGUCUCAUCUUCGAGUCAAGAUCAACAGCGAAAUAUCACCUUACAACCGACAGCGUCGUCCUCAAGAGCUGGGGACGCUACAUCUACCUCUGCUUCACGUCCACAUCCUCUGCCCAUCGCUCCUCGUGGUAUGACUGGCUCAACAUAUGCUCAUCAACGACUUGGUCGUCAUGCCAUGUCUUCCACGAUUCUCCCUCAUAACACGAGAUCUUGUGCACAGCGUCCUCCCCCCCCACCUCACCCAUCCACAUCGCAACCUAAAGCUAGACAGACGCCUGAGGCAUUUCAUAACAUGCUUCGGGACACUUCCCCUGCGACUGCGAGGGCACGCCUUCUGCCAAUGUCUCAAACACAACACGACAACGACCUGUCUCACUCUGAAUCAUCAUUAUCACGAGAUCCUGCACAUGACCGUCUCCGAACUCAUGCACGGGAUCGACGUCCGCUUACGCCUAUACUAUCCGACGACGACGAUGGUCCAACACGUAAAAAGAGCAAGCAUAGUCAUACUAGUGUUGCUGAUUUAACAGAACCCCUGUAUCCCCCCACAUCUCUUCUUGACAAAUGUGCAGGUGUCUAUAGAUCAGAGGCGGCGAAGGUUGGGUGCAAUAGGGUGGAGAGGAAUACCAUUCGGCUGGAACAACAGCUGGAGCAGAAACUGUUACACAUGCGCGGUCACGUCGACGACAGAGCCGAUGACCUGCGACGGAUGACAGAUGAUCUUCAGCAACAGCUGCAUGCUUUACAGAGAUCCUCCUCUCUCCCCGAGCCACGUACAACACCACCUCCCACCUCCCGCCUCAUCAUCUGCUCCACAACAGUCGCCGACGCCAUCCUCUCCCCCCUCGAACUCCACCGACGUCUUACAGCUCAUGUCUCAUGUCGUGCUCAAUCAACAACAGCUUAUGCACGACACUCAUCAGCACCUCUGGCUGAAUUUUAA
Marasmius oreades (fairy-ring Marasmius) is the source of this 1215-nucleotide messenger RNA. RefSeq lists its product as uncharacterized. The coding region runs from base 1 to 1215 and encodes 404 amino acids. The record is from RefSeq and is a predicted model, not a curated record. Lineage: Eukaryota; Fungi; Basidiomycota; Agaricomycetes; Agaricales; Marasmiaceae. The transcript has a single exon.